AUGCAUGGAGAAAAUUUACAUAAGGGAACUUGGCUUCAAGAGGAAGAUGAACAAUUGAUUAGCUUUGUGACUCGUCUUGGGGAACGAAGGUGGGAUUCCCUUGCCAAAGUAGCUGGGCUAAGGAGAAGUGGUAAAAGCUGUCGGUUAAGGUGGUUGAACUAUCUUCGUCCAAAUCUCAAGCAUGGCCCGUUUAGUGUUGAAGAAGAGAAGCUUAUUGUUCAACUUCAGCUUCAAUGGGGCAACAAGUGGUCCAAGAUCGCGCGCAGGCUUCCAGGAAGAACAGACAAUGAAAUCAAGAACUAUUGGAGAACUCAUUUGCAGAAAGGAGUACAAGUUCAACAAAAAGGUGAGUUAGUUUAUAAAGAAGAAAAUGUAGGUCAUGAUUUGAACAAGAAAAGCAUUGUUGAGGGUAUGGAAAGCUGUAUAGAUAGUUCUCCUUUAUCAGAUUGGGGAAUGAGGAAUUCACCUUAUCAUGAAAGUAGGAUAUUGGAUUGGAUAGCAGAAUUGCAAAAUGGAUUUGGUGAUAAGGAAAAGGAAUUAGGACAAGAAUGUAAUAGCAAUGAAUCAAUGUAUGAAUAUAAUCCCCAUCAAGAAUAUUAUGAUACAUGGGAUUAUUCAGGUUUUCUAUGGGACUUGUGA
Molecule: messenger RNA, 639 nt
Organism: Vicia villosa (hairy vetch)
Lineage: Eukaryota; Viridiplantae; Streptophyta; Magnoliopsida; Fabales; Fabaceae
Product: transcription factor MYB27-like
Exons: 4
Coding region: 1-639 (212 amino acids)
Biological process (GO): regulation of DNA-templated transcription
Cellular component (GO): nucleus
Molecular function (GO): DNA-binding transcription factor activity; sequence-specific DNA binding
Source: RefSeq, a predicted model, not a curated record